Messenger RNA from Daphnia pulicaria, 932 nucleotides. RefSeq names its product pro-resilin-like. The coding region runs from base 84 to 857 and encodes 257 amino acids. The transcript has 3 exons. Gene Ontology annotation, cellular component: extracellular matrix. NCBI's taxonomy places the organism in Eukaryota, Metazoa, Arthropoda, Branchiopoda, Diplostraca, Daphniidae. The record is from RefSeq and is a predicted model, not a curated record.
CUUCGGUAUAUAAAGGCGACUUGGUUCCACACAAAAUCAUCAGUUCCUUUUCUGAAGUGUUCAAAUCAUCUUCUCUCUGCAGCAUGAAUAAAUUCGUCGUUUUAGCCGCUUUGAUUGUCGUGGUGGUGGCAAAGCCACAAGGCUAUGGUUCAGGAGCCGGGCAACAACAACAGGGCUACGGUGGACAAGCUGGUCAACAGCAACAGCAACAACAGGGUUACGGAGGCCAGUCUGGUGCCUCUCAACAAGGUUAUGGGGCUCAGGCAUCAGCUAGCACCGGAGCUGGUCAGGGUUAUGGUGCUCAAGGAGGAUCCACUCAGCAGCAACAGGGAUACGGUGGCGCUCAGUCUGGAGGUGCUGGUGGAGCUGCAUCAUAUGGCGGUGCAUCAAGUGGACAGCAGAAACCAACCAACACCUACAACGGAAAUGGUAACGGAAACUCAAAACCUUCUGCGUCCGCUUCAUCUUACGAACAAGAGCAACCCCCGAUGCCCUAUGAAUUCGCCUGGGAAGUUAAGGACGAGCCAACUAAGAAUGACUACGCCCAUGAAGCCAAGAGCGACGGUAAAGUUGUGACUGGUUCUUACCGCGUUCUUCUCCCUGAUGGCCGCACUCAAAUUGUUUCUUACCGCGCUGAUGAAAACGGCUACGUCGCUGAUGUGAAAUACGAAGGCGAAGCCCAAUUCCCCGCACCAUCCGGAGGCAACGGCAACUAUGGAGCUGGAGCAUCAGCUGGAGCUGGAAAUGGCAGUAAUAACUACGGAGCCGGAACUGGAAACGGUGGCAACAACUACGCAAGCAGUGGCAACGGAAAUGGAAGCGCAAAACCAAAUGGAAACAAACCCAACUCCUAUUAGUUCUACGAAAUUAAAUGUUUGUGUGUUGCGCAAUUCAAAAUAUUUGUAUAUUAAAUAAAUUUUAAAUCUACUUAA